CGAAUAGGCAGUACACUUAGUAAUUCGCUGGAAACUGUUAGUGUAGUGUAUUUAGUUUCAUUACGAUUUAAUAUUUUUGGAAAUUGUAUGUACCUACAUAUAAAAUAAUCAACAUGAAACGGAAACGAGAAGCAAAUGCAUGGGUGAAAUUCCGGCUGUUGAUGUGGAAGAACUUUCUGCAGCAGUGGAGACACCCCUUGCAAACUGCAGCUGAAUUGUUACUACCAGUUGUUACCAUGUCUCUUAUUCUCCUUCUACGUUGGCAAAUUGAACCUCGGAAUGUUGCAUUAAAAGAAUUCGAACCCGUACCUGUGGACUCUUUCACUAGUUCAUCUCGUGGAAUUUUGAUUGGCAUGAAUUUAACUAGAAUAUCAGUAGCUUAUUCACCAGCGAGUGACGUGUUGGAAGAUGUCGUAAGAAGUGCUACACUGAAUUUCUUCGUAAAUAAUGUAGUAGAUCUGAUAAAAAUUAUAUUGGACAGAUUAACGGAUAAAACAGUUCCGUCAGAUAUUCCAGUAAAUUUAAUAAACCUGAAUUUAACUUCUAUCCAUGAAUUUCUGAAAUCGUUAGUACGAAUUGAAGCUUAUAAUAGUAGCGCUGAACUUAGAGGGAUUUAUGCUGACGAAGUAUAUACUCGGAGAGUGCUAGCUGCUGUAGAAUUUAGUGAUUCGUUAAAUGGAGCAACAGAAAUACCAAACAACAUAACGUAUUCCUUAAGAUUCCCAGAGAGGCCGCGCCAAUAUUCAUUUUAUUUGUUUGGUAGUAGCAGUUGGCGUACAGAUAUGGUUUUUCCUGUUUUUGAAUUACCGGGACCUAGAUCGUCUUCAUCAGUAGGCGGCAACGAUCCUGGAUAUAUGCAUGAAAUGUUCGUGCAACUGCAACACUUUAUAUCAAUGGAAUUAAUAUCUAGAAUAUCAGGCGAGAACUUGAGAAGAUUUAAAGUAAAUAUUCAAAGGUUUCCUCAUCCAGCAUAUGUGGAAGAUUUAGCAAUAGAAUUAAUGCAAGCACUUUUUCCAAUGUUUAUAAUAAUAAGUUUUAGUUAUACGGCCAUAAAUAUUACUAGAGCUGUUACACUCGAAAAAGAAUUGCAGUUAAAGGAGACUCUAAAGAUAAUGGGUAUGCCCACAUGGAUUCAUUGGUCGGCAUGGUUUUUGAAACAGUUUAUAUUUUUAUUACUUGCUUCAAUUCUAAUCGUCAUUAUUUUAAAGGUAAACUGGUUUACUACCGAGGAAGGUAUCGGCGACUAUGCUUUAUUCACGCAUACACCUUGGCAUGUGCUGUUCUUUUACUUGUCUUUAUAUUUAUUUUGUACAAUAUUUUUCUGCUUUAUGGUCAGUGGGUUCUUCUCAGUGGGGAGCACUGCCGCAUUAUUUAUGGGUGUUAUUUGGUUUUUAACAUAUAUUCCUUCAAUGUUAUUGACGGCAGACAUCAACAUAUCCAGUUUUGGUCAAGUUGUCACUCUCCUUAGCUUAAACACAGCAAUGUCAUAUGGGUUUCAACAACUUUUGGCCAAGGAGAGUUUAGGCGGUAUUCAAUGGGGGGAGUUUAUGUCAGUGGCGGAUUCGAACUCUUCUCGAUUAACAUUUGGUCAUGUGGUCAUAUUCCUGGUAAUAGAUUCUGUAUUAUAUAUGUUAAUUGCACUUUACUUGGAACAAGUUCUACCCGGGCCGUACGGAAUGCCUAAACCUUGGUAUUACCUUUUUCAAAAAGACUUUUGGUGUUCAGGAAAUAAAGAGGUCGAACAAUUUGGUAUUUCUGACAAUGAAGAAAUAAUAAUGGAAAAGGAACCUGCUGACCUUACAAUAGGUUUGAAAAUAAGGAAUUUGACUAAAAUAUUUGGUGCUAACACUGCUGUGAACAACUUGUCACUGAACAUUUACGAUGAUCAAAUUACUAUUUUACUCGGUCAUAACGGUGCUGGAAAAUCGACAACUAUAUCAAUGAUUACAGGUAACCUGCCAGCCACUCGAGGCUCAGUUUAUGUCGCUGGCUAUAACAUGAGCACGGAAAUGGGUUCAGCUCGUAGCAAUCUUGGCCUCUGUCCACAACAUAAUGUAAUUUUUAAUGAACUAACAGUUAGAGAACAUCUGGAAUUCUUUGCAAGGCUCAAAGGAUUUUCGGGCAAAGAACUUGACAAAGAAAUAGAUUCGCUUAUAGAGAAUUUGGAAUUACAACAUAAGCGAGAUUACUUAGCUCACGGGCUGUCAGGUGGACAAAAACGCCGCCUGUGUGUGGGCAUAGCUCUGAGUGGCGGGGCUCGCGUCGUACUGCUCGAUGAGCCGACCUCCGGCAUGGACCCCUCAUCGCGCCGAGCGCUCUGGGACCUCUUGCAGAAAGUGAAAAAGGGUCGAUCUAUAAUUUUAACGACACACUUCAUGGACGAAGCGGACAUCCUGGGCGAUCGUGUGGCGAUUAUGGCCCACGGACAGUUGCAGUGUGUCGGCUCUCCGUAUUUUCUAAAGAAACAUUAUGGUGUUGGAUACACUCUGGUUGUAGUGAAAGGCGAAGGUUUUAGAUAUGACGAGUGUACUGCACUGCUCAAUAAAUAUAUUCCAAGCACUGAAGUUAAAGAAGAUCGCGGCACUGAGGUAACAUAUAGUUUAUCAAAUGAAAAUUCACAUAAAUUCGAAAAUAUGCUGAACGAUUUGGAAAGCAAUAUAGACAAGAUAAAAUUUAAAAACUAUGGCUUGGUCGCAACCACUUUAGAAGAUGUUUUUUUAUCAGUCGGCUCAGAUGCAGAACUAGGAAAUUCUGUAUCUGAGGAAACUGAGACAAUCGCCAGUACCAUUAAUGGAAACACAAAAGAUUCAGACACAUUGUCUAUUGAUCAAUUUGCUAAUGAUGAGCAAGUUUCGACGGGCUGCCGGUUGCUGUGGCAGCAUGUUACGGCCGUUUGGAUAAAGCUCUGGCUCACUAAAAUACGAUCAUGGAGUAUAAUAAUACUACAAUUGCUAGUUCCAUUGAUUCAAAUAGUAGCGGCGCUUAGUAUACUAGAAUACAUAAUGUCACUGCAAGGCAAUAUACAAUCCCGGCCGCUCACGUUUACUGAGGGAUAUGCUAGCACGGAAAGCCUUCUAAGUUUCAACGGCACAAAUUCGACAUCUCGAGGCGCAUUGGCAAAAGCUGCUUAUGAGCAAAUGUAUAGAUUAUUAGACAGAGAUAAUAUGAAUCUCACGGUUGUUGACCAGCAGCUAGUCGAUGACUACUAUUUAGAAAGGGCGAACGUGACCGGUGGUACAGCACAUCUCAGACACAGCCUGUUGAGCGGCGCUACAUUCAACGACGAAUCAGCAACUGCGUGGUUCAGCAACUUCGCGUACCAUGACUUGCCCAGUUCACUAGCGAUGCUCCACAAUGCGCUACUGAAAGCCUUUCAACCAGCUGCUGAGAUUAAUGUCAUGAACCAUCCUCUUGAAGCUACUUAUAGAGAUCAAAGUGAUAUGCAAGCAAUGGUAGAAUUUUUGUCUUUCCAACUAUCGUUUUCGAUUGGAAAUAGUUUGGGAAUAGUCACUGCUGUUUUUAUUAUGUUUUAUAUCAAGGAACGUGUCUCUCGUGCUAAGCUCCUACAAAAAGCAGCUGGAAUUCAGCCAAUAGUGAUGUGGGGCAGUGCUGCUGUCUUAGAUUGGGCUUGGUUUCUUCUCAUUUCUAUUACGAUCGUUAUACCAUGUGCUGCCUUCCGUGUCAUUGGGCUCUCCAGUUUUUCUGAACUAGGUCGCAUGUAUUUGUGCAUCAUGAUAUACGGUGCUGCUGCACUGCCGCUCCACUACUUGUUUUCGUUCUUAUUCAACGGACCGGCGAUAGGCUUUGUUGUCAUGUACUUUAUUAAUGUACUAUUUGGUAUUAUAGGUUCUCAAAUUGUGGAAGCAUUGUAUAAUCCAAUAUUAGAUACAGAACAUGUAGCAGAUAUUAUGGAUGCCAUAUUGCAAAUUUUCCCUCUAUACUCUUUCGUCACAGCACUUCGAUGGUUUACAACAGUUUCCGUAACAGAACAUUUUUGCCUAGAAAACUGUGGGUAUCUGUUGUCGGUAUCGACGGAGGAAUGCGACAUGCAAUACCUCUGUAAUCGAAACGUAACCGCUUGUUGUAUUAGUGAAAAUCCUUAUUUCGAUUGGGAAGAGCCUGGUGUUCUUCGAUACAUAGUAGCCUUGUUAAUUUCUGGUGUCGUAUUCUGGAUCUUACUUAUGAUUAUCGAAUACCGCCUUUUGCAAAAGAUAUUUACAUUUACAAAAAGAGCUCCGCCGAUAAAUAUGAGUACAUUAGACGAUGACGUUGCGGAUGAGGUACGUCACGUGAAACAUGUGAAGGGAACUGAUAUUGGAACGCACAGUUUGGUGGCGAGCGAGCUCACUAAGUAUUAUGGCAAGCAUCUCGCCGUCAAUCAGGUCUCCUUCACUGUGAGUGAAUCAGAAUGUUUUGGAUUACUGGGUGUGAAUGGGGCUGGAAAAACAACGACCUUCAAAAUGCUAAUGGGAGAUGAAAUCAUCUCAAGCGGAGAUGCGUUUGUUGGUGGACAUUCCGUAAAAAAGGAUAUCACAAGCGUGUACAAAAAUAUAGGCUACUGUCCGCAGUUCGAUGCUGUGUUUGACGAUCUGACGGGUCGCGAGACUCUAUAUGUGUUCUCAUUGCUGCGUGGACUCAGACCAGAGAACACCUCUGCCAAGAUACUUAUACUCGCUAAUGCACUCGGUUUCACCAAGCAUUUGGACAAAAAGGUGCGCCAGUACUCGGGCGGCAAUAAACGCAAGUUAAGCACAGCGAUAGCGCUGAUGGGGCGCACGCGGCUCGUGUUCGUGGACGAGCCUACGACGGGAGUGGACCCGGCUGCCAAGCGACAGGUUUGGCGUGCGUUGCGGGCCGCGAUGAACAGCGGGCGCGGCGUGGUGCUCACCUCGCACAGCAUGGAGGAGUGCGAGGCGCUUUGCUCGCGGCUUACCAUUAUGGUCAACGGCGGUUUCCGCUGCAUAGGCACGCCGCAGCAUCUCAAGAAUAAGUUUUCCGAAGGAUUCACUUUAAUAAUUAAACUUAAGAUCGAUGAUUCCGUAGACCUCUCAGUAAGGAGAAUAGCUGUGGACACUUUAAAACAAUUUGUGAACUCUAACUUCAAAAAUCCCAAAUUGAUGGAGGAAUAUCAAGGUCUGUUGACAUAUUACUUGCCAGAUUCUAGUUUAGCUUGGUCCAGAAUGUUCGGAAUAAUAGAGAACGCCAAAAGAGAAUUGAACAUUGAAGAUUACAGCAUCUCGCAAACGACCCUCGAACAGAUAUUCUUACAGUUUACUAAGUACCAGAAUGCUGAAAAUUCAGAAAAUCCACAGUUACAAGUUUCUCAAUUAUAACAUGCAUUUGUAUGGAAGUAUAAAUUAUAAGUAUGUAUAUAAAUCAUAAAAAAUGUGUAUUUGUAUUCACGUUAAGUUUCAUUUAAGACUUAAAACUUAUAAUUAUAUGGUAAUUAAGCGGAAGUUUUUAUGUAAUGCUAAGUUUCGAUCACAAAUAUAGGUAGAUAUUUAUAUUAAUGCCAAAUCUUUUGUAAUGUGGUCAAAGUAUUAAACAUUUCCGAACGAAUUAUUAUUUUAUUUCUACAUACAACAAGAACGCGCUUAUAUAUUUGUAAUUACGGUUUAAGUUACAUUAAUUAUUUGUAUCUAUGAUUUAAGUUAAAUACACAUACUUUAGAGUAUUAUUCAUUUUAGUAGAUAGUUCGUAUUUUUGUAAGACUUAAAUGAAGGUCAGUUUUCAUAGAACUUAAUGAUAAUGUAAAUAAACAAAUCAUUAAUCCGACUAUAAGACAGUCUGCUGAUGUUCAAUAAGUAGUAGUAGUAAAAAAAACUAUUAAUUUAUUGAAUGUGUCGACUUGUUUCGAAUUUCAUUUAGACAGUUUCUGUAAUAAUUUUAACAAAACUUGGUCAUUGUAUUUUCAUUAAGUCCUAUUGAAAUAAACUGUACUUAGUAUAAUAAUCGAAGAUGUUAAAAUACUAAACUCUGUAUUUUAUUGCUCUAAAAUAUAAAUAAUAAAUAAGUACGUUGAAAUGAGAGAAAAAAUAUAAAUCUCAAAACAAUUAGUUUUUCCGUUAAAGUUAUAAUUAUUAAUGUAUAAAGUCACUUAAUAUCUAUAAUGUUAUUCACCUGUCAUUAUAAUUUUAUCUAUAGUUUUAUAUUUUUAUAGUUAAUACAAAUUAUAGAUAUUGAUAUAACUACUAACCCGUUAAUAAGUGCCUGUAUCUGGUGCUAUAUACAUUCUAGGAGUGCAAUACGGUUCGCCACCUCUCAUAUCUUGCAUUGAAACUACUUAAUGGUUUUGAGCCGAUAUCCGCAGUUACACAUGUUUAGCUCCAACUUGCUAGAGUUUUGUCGGAUGAUCACAGAGUGUUUGUGUUCAGAGAUUUAAGAUCUAAUGUUAUUUCUAUUAUUGUUAUGUGAGUUAAAUCUUAUUAAUAUUAUUCUUUUUAGUCAUACAUAUGUGCUUUUGUACUGAUGCUUUCCUGGGUGGGCGUAUUAAGACUGUAAAGUUCAGCCAGUUGAUAAUAUAAAUAAAUAAACAUAGUUCUGAUGCUUAGACAAAUAUAUAAAGAAAAAACGCACAUAUAAUUGGAAUAAAAUCCAAAUCAUAUUUAAUAGUCAUAAAAUUUGAUAUAAAGUGAGGUAAUAAAUAUAAGUUACCUAUACUUAAUAUAUUUAUUACAUAAGUAUAUUUAUUACAAGUAAAGAUAAAGUAGUAGGUAGUUUAUUUAUUACAAGUAGGUAUAGGGAUUUUAUUGUCGAUUGUAUUUCUUUUUUUCUUGUAUUAGAUAUCUAAGCUACAUAAUACUUAUUCUUAGACUUAUUAUAUAUACAAAAUAUUUAAUUUUUUAUUUGUAAUGGGUAAAAUUAAAAAAAAAAUCAUGUACUUAUGUGGACGUGCGAAGUUAAAGUGGAUCGUUAAUACAUGUAAUAUGAAAUAAAUUUUAAAGCGAAUUGGAUUUAUAUAAUUGAAAAUAUUCCCCCGUAUUAGUGAUAUAUCCAUUGGCCUUUCUAAUUAAUAUUUCCCAGGGAGACCAUGUUCAGUCAUUUUUCUUUGGUCUGCUUUCAUCUUAGGGCAGGCAUGAUUCAGUUAUUUUAUUUAUGGUCUAAAACGGUCGACAUAUUGGCAUAUUUUUUUCAUGAUACACAAAUGUAAUUAGGGAGUAAGGCAAUUCAUAAAGAAAUAAUACAUGUUAAAAUAAGUAUUCAUUUAUUAAAAAAAAAACUACAUAGUAGUAACGUACACACGUAAUGCUUGUAUAAAUAAUAUUAAGUAGUACGUGAUAAUAGAUAUUUUAAAAAAGCUAUAGUACAAAUAAUUCAUUUUGACCAUUUUUAUCGACGUCAAUAUACGUAUUCAUUGAUUAUUGAUUAAUAAACAGAUCGAUAAAGUACAGCUAUCAUAAUGAAGUACAUAAAUGUAAGAAAUAAUACAAAAUUAAUACCAUCUAAUGGCAAUGUUUAUAGAAUACAUAUCUAGAUCACACGAUAUCACACUUGUGUUCCGUAAGUAAAGCAAACAAAAAAUACUGUAAGAACAUAACAAAUAGUAAAUCUAUAUAAAAUACAAGAGCUAAUUAAAUACGUUUGUAAAAAUUUUAAUAUAUUUUUGUACUACGUUUAUUACUAAUAAAUAAGUACCUAAACAAGUAUAUGUAAAUGUAGACAUCAAGGGUUAAUGUCAUAUAGGUACUAAAUCUUUGCGUUUUAUCUGUAUCAUUUUAUGGAUAAAAGGUCAAGUAUAAAUUUAUUCCAAGAGUCGCAUUGGCUAUCUAAUGGUAUGGCUAACAAAUAGUAUAAUAAUUCAUCUUAACAUCGUGGUACCCUAGACGAGUUACAUUCACAUAUAUUUAUUAUUUCAAACCAAAUUCCCAAUUUAUAUGAACUCAUUCUCAUCCAACGUACUUUUAUAAAAAAUUUAAAAAAAUAAUAAUAAUGUUUUGUUAAUUUCCCAUUAAUAUAUAGUUGUUUUGGCAAUCAUUGCACAAGCUUACCAGUUUCAUUUAAAUUCAAAUCAUCUUUAUUCAAAUAUACUUGUUUACAAACACUUUUAAAUCGUCAUUUUUAUGAAUCUACUGCAUCUUAUUUCUUAGAAAUAAUUUAUUUUGUAUUUUUAUGAAGUGAAGAAUACUGGCUGACACCGUCUUGUAUCUGUAUAAUGACAAUAUUAAUCCUAGCAGUGAGUAUUUUAAAAGAAAAUAUGCAUUCUACUGUACUACCAGAAGGUAGUCAAUUGGUUGUUGCCAUACUGAAGAUUUUAAUAUUCAGCUUGUCCAAUACAUUAGAAAUUUAUUAAUAGUUUCAGUAUAUACUCGUAAUUGAUAUAUGAUAUUUACAGAGAAUAUUAAAAAAUAAUAAAAAUUUAUCCUUUUUCAA
This is a messenger RNA of Galleria mellonella (greater wax moth), 8370 nucleotides long. Its product is annotated as phospholipid-transporting ATPase ABCA3-like. The transcript has 32 exons. NCBI's taxonomy places the organism in Eukaryota, Metazoa, Arthropoda, Insecta, Lepidoptera, Pyralidae. Gene Ontology annotation, molecular function: ABC-type transporter activity; ATP hydrolysis activity; ATP binding. Gene Ontology annotation, biological process: lipid transport; transmembrane transport. Bases 114 to 5333 code for a protein of 1739 amino acids. The record is from RefSeq and is a predicted model, not a curated record. Gene Ontology annotation, cellular component: intracellular membrane-bounded organelle; membrane.